AUGGCUGAUUACUAUGGGCAACCCCAACAUACUCAGCACCAACUCGGGCAGUCUCCUCGUUCUCACCAGAUGGUGAAGGCAGCUACUGCUGUCACUGCUGGUGGAUCGCUUCUUCUUCUUUCCGGGUUAACUUUAGCCGCAACGGUGAUUGCGCUCACCAUUGCGACUCCUGUGCUGGUGAUUUUUAGCCCCGUGAUUGUACCUGCUGUUAUUACUCUAUUUUUGUUGUUCUCAGGCUUCUUGGCUUCAGGAGGAUUCGGUGUGGCUGCGAUUAGCGUGUUGUCAUGGAUCUAUCGAUACGUGACGGGGAAACGACCACCGGGUGCAGAUCAGUUGGAGCAAGCAAGGCAUAAGUUGGCUAAUAAGGCUGGGGAGAUGAAAGACAAGGCUCAGGAGUUUGGACAGCAGCACGUUACUGGAACACAACAGACUUGAUGAGUUGUACUUAAAUUUGUUUA
This is a messenger RNA of Solanum dulcamara, 458 nucleotides long. Its product is annotated as oleosin L. Gene Ontology annotation, cellular component: membrane; extracellular region; monolayer-surrounded lipid storage body. The transcript has a single exon. The coding region runs from base 1 to 435 and encodes 144 amino acids. The record is from RefSeq and is a predicted model, not a curated record. NCBI's taxonomy places the organism in Eukaryota, Viridiplantae, Streptophyta, Magnoliopsida, Solanales, Solanaceae. Gene Ontology annotation, biological process: lipid storage; sexual reproduction.